AUGACAGCUGUUAUUAUCACUGAAAUUCAACCGUCACCGGGUUGUAAUGUAUACAAUCCAAUAGCAAGGCGUUACUACUCGUGUUUCUAUUAUCCAAUUUUGGUCAAUAUUCUUCCUGUGGCUAUCACUUUAACGUCGAGUUUAUUGGCGUAUUGGAACGUUCGUCUGCAACUACCAGUAUUUCGUCGACGUCUUGAUCGUCAAAUGGCAGCAAUCGCUUCGAUACGUGUGAUGAUGGUUCUUAUGAUAUUCGGCUUUCCAUAUAUUAUUAUUUCUCAAUAUUCAGUGGAUUUAAAUAUCAGUGCAAGCAAUAUUAUGGAAAUAGCCAUAGUUAGCCUAUUGUCAGCAGUAUUUACUACACUGAUGCACGCUAAUUUCGCGAUAAAAUUAAAAUAG
Rotaria socialis is the source of this 396-nucleotide messenger RNA. Lineage: Eukaryota; Metazoa; Rotifera; Eurotatoria; Philodinida; Philodinidae. The record is from the annotation of a GenBank genome assembly.